Messenger RNA from Trichomonas vaginalis G3, 1725 nucleotides. Its product is annotated as biological adhesion protein. The transcript has a single exon. The coding region runs from base 1 to 1725 and encodes 574 amino acids. NCBI's taxonomy places the organism in Eukaryota, Parabasalia, Trichomonadida, Trichomonadidae. The record is from RefSeq and is a predicted model, not a curated record.
AUGAGUAAUGCUAUUAGUCUGGAUUUUGAAUAUAUAGCGGCACAUAUCAGCGAUCAUAUUAAAGAAGGUAACUUCUUUGACUUGUUCGAAGUCGAAGACAUCAAAAAGAUCAUGAAAACUUCAAAAAUAACAUCAGACGAUUUCGUAUCUCUUCUUAAACAGUCACAACCUACUAUUAAUGCAAAUGAAUUAUAUAACUGCACUCGAAAAGCUAUUGUUUAUGUUAAAAACUUGCAAGAUGUCAUAUUAGUACUUCAAACAGUUAAAACGUACAUGAAAAUCGAAAUAUUCAAUGAAAUGAUUGAUUUUUUAUAUAAUACAGAAAAAGAAAUAUCUGAGAAUUCAGAACAAAUUAAAGAAGAAAAUAACCAAUUAAAGGAAGAACUCCAACACGCAGAAAAAGCUUUCUUACAAGUUAAUGCAGACUACAUAAAACUAAAGAAAGAACUUCGUGGUGGAGAUAAUCAUAAACCCUUUCAAAAUAAUGAAAGUAUUGACAAAUUAAAGGAAGUUUGUUUCCAAAUUAAUGAAGAAAACAUCAAAUUAAAAUUAGAUGUCCAUGACAAAGAAAAAUUAAUCAGUCAAAUGAGUGAAGAGAUCAACACAUUAAAUAAUAGUCUGCAAGAAAGAGAAAGAACAAUUCGUCAAAUUAACGACGAAAAAAACAAUUUAAAGAAAGAACUCCAAGAUGUCGAAAGUAUUGCAAGUCAAAAUAGUGGCUAUUUCAAAUUAAAGAAGGAACUCUGGGAUAAAGAAAAGAAAAUCAAUCAAGUUAACGACGAAAACAACAAACUAAAGAAAGAACUUCAAGAAAACGAAACGAAAAUCAAGAAAAUUAAUGAAGAAAACAAUGUUUUAAAGAAGAAUCUCCAAGAGAAAGAAAAGCAACUUACUGAAAUAAAUGAAGAAAACAACGGAUUAAAGAAAGAGUUCCAUAACAUGGAAACUUUCUUCUUAGAAAUUAAUGAAGAAAACAAAAAAUUAAAGAAUUCUCUUCAAGAGAAAGAUAGAAAAAUCAGUGAAUUUAACGAUGAAAACAAUGUAUUGAAGAAAGAUCUCCAAGACAAGCAGAUGAAAUUCAAUGAAAUUAAUGAAGAAAACAAAAAAUUAAAGAAUUCUCUUCAAGAGAAAGAUAGAAAAAUCAGUGAAUUUAACGAUGAAAACAAUGUAUUGAAGAAAGAUCUCCAAGACAAGCAGAUGAAAUUCAAUGAAAUUAAUGAAGAAAACAAUAUAUUGAAGAAAGAUCUCCAAGACAAGCAAAGGAAAUUCAAUGAAAUUAAUGAAGAAAACAAUAUAUUGAAGAAAGAUCUCCAAGACAAACAAAGGAAAUUCAAUGAAAUUAAUGAAGAAAACAAUGUAUUGAAGAAAGAUCUCCAAGACAAGCAAAGGAAAUUCAAUGAAAUUAAUGAAGAAAACAAUAUAUUGAAGAAAGAUCUCCAAGACAAACAAAGGAAAUUCAAUGAAAUUAAUGAAGAAAACAAUGUAUUGAAGAAAGAUCUCCAAGAAAGAGAUAGAAAACUCAAUAAAAGUAACGAAGAAUACAAAGCAUUACAGAAUAGUAUUCAAAACAUGGAAGGAAUUUUCUUACAAUUGAAUGAAGAAAACAAAAAAUUAAAGAAAGAGUUGCAAGUCAGAGAAAGGAAUGUCAAUCAAAAUGAUGGAGAAAGCAAUGCUCGUAGAGAAAUUCUAACAAAUGGCUUCAAUUUCCUUAAUGAACAUACAUGA